This is a messenger RNA of Suillus clintonianus, 357 nucleotides long. RefSeq lists its product as uncharacterized. NCBI's taxonomy places the organism in Eukaryota, Fungi, Basidiomycota, Agaricomycetes, Boletales, Suillaceae. The record is from RefSeq and is a predicted model, not a curated record. The transcript is spliced from 3 exons. The coding region runs from base 1 to 357 and encodes 118 amino acids.
AUGUGCGUCAAGUAUAAAUCUGCAGAGGAGCGUCGAGAAGCUCAACUUAAAUCUAAGAAGGAGAGCUAUGCACGUCGCCGGCUUCAAGAACAGGCGAAGUCCCGCACACGAUGGCGACAUCGUAAAGGGGCAGCUGUGGAUACUCAAGAUCUUCUUCAGCGUCUCGACAGCUUAUGGAUAAGUUUAGGCUACUGCACUGGCUGCCGCAGUAGCACUAUCCAAUGUGAAUUCUUGGAAUUGUAUGGGAUGUCGAUCGUGAUUAGGGUAGACCGGGAGGGUUGGGAUUCAGUCAAACCAGGAUGUGAAGAAGGGCUUGCCGAGAUAACGGAUUUGCUCCAGCGGGCAUUUCAGUUGUGA